AUGUCGGCAAAAUCUAUUUUAAAACAUAUUCAAGCUAUUACAUUUGAUGUUCAUAACGUUCUAUUAACAGUUCGAAAUGGUGCGCCUCAUCAGUAUGCACGAUUAGCUCGUCAACAUUUAGGCGUGGAAUCGAUCGAUGAAUCAUUACUUCGAACAAAUUUUAUUCAAGCUUUUCGUACGUUGAAUAUCAAGCAUCCGGGCUAUGGUGUUCGUACGAAUAUAACUUCUCGUCAAUGGUGGACGUUCUUGAUUGAGUAUACAUUCAAAGAUUAUCAUCUCUCAUCGGAACAAUUGAAUAAAUUAAGUCUAAUUAUUUAUGAUGAAUUCGCUAAAGGCGAACUGUGGGUUAAACAUCCUGAAGCUGAUGAAGUUUUAAGAGAAUUGAAACCAAAGAAAACACUCGGUGUUAUAUCAAAUUUUGAUGAACGUUUGGAAUCACUGCUUGAACAACAUCAACUCCGACAAUAUUUCCAGUUUAUUCUAACACCUCGAAAUUGCGGAGCGUACAAGCCUCAAGCAGACAUUUUCAAUCGUGCAGCAAAAUUAGCACAAGUGAAAUCCAACGAACAUCUCUGUCAUAUCGGUGAUGAUGUGAAACUUGAUUACCAAGGAGGACGAGCAGCAGGUUGUCAUGUUCUCUUGUUGACGAAGGAUGAACAUGCCGAUAUCGAUAGAAGUCACACGAUUAGCAGCCUUAAAGAAUUAAUCAAUAAAUUUAGUUAG
Adineta ricciae is the source of this 723-nucleotide messenger RNA. Lineage: Eukaryota; Metazoa; Rotifera; Eurotatoria; Adinetida; Adinetidae. The record is from the annotation of a GenBank genome assembly.